UAACUCCUCUGUCACUGUCGUUGUCAGGGGGAAACCUGUAACCAGUGCUGGCAGUCUGCUGAGAGCAUUUCAGUUUUUCUAUCAUGGACGGCUCCUAUAAAACACAAAUGAAACAUACCGAGGAAAUAAGAGAGGAUAUGAAAGCGGCUGAAGCGGACACUUCUUCUCAGAGCUCCCCUGGCUGCUGCUCCUGUCUGAAGAGCACGAGAGGACUCAUCCCGCCAGUAUACCGGAAUGAGCUCGUGCAGCUUUUCAAACUAGCGGGACCAGUGGUCAUUUCCCAGCUGAUGGUUUUUAUGAUCAGUUUCGUGAGCACUGUGUUCUGUGGUCACUUGGGAAAAACAGAACUAGCAGGAGUAUCAUUAUCAAUAGCGGUAGUGAAUGUUACGGGUAUUUCCAUUGGCACCGGUUUGUCAUUAACUUGUGACACCCUCAUAUCCCAGACAUAUGGGAGCGGUAACCUGAAGCGUGUUGGUGUAAUUCUCCAGAGGGGGAUUCUGAUUCUGUUAUUGGCCUGUUUCCCCUGCUGGGCCAUCCUCAUCAACACUGAACCCAUUCUACUUGCUGUCAAGCAGAGCCCAGAGGUUGCCAGCCUCUCCCAGCUGUAUGUGAAGAUCUUCAUGCCUGCACUGCCAGCAGCCUUUAUGUACCAGCUGCAAGGAAGGUAUCUGCAAAAUCAGGGAAUAAUAUGGCCUCAGGUUAUAACUGGAGCAAUCGGGAAUGUAUUCAAUGCAAUAGUCAACUACAUCUUGCUCCACAUUCUGGAUUUGGGUGUUGCUGGAUCUGCAGCAGCCAACGCCAUCUCUCAGUAUUUGCUGGCUGUGGUUUUGUAUGUUUACAUCUGCUGGAGGGGUCUGCACAAGGCCACAUGGGGAGGUUGGUCCCUGGACUGUCUGCAGGAAUGGGGACCUUUUGUCCAGCUUGCUAUCCCCAGUAUGCUGAUGCUGUGUCUGGAGUGGUGGUUGUUUGAAAUGGGAGGGUUUCUUGCUGGAGUGAUCAGUGAGGCUGAGCUUGGAGCUCAGUCUAUAGUGUAUGAGCUGGCUGUUGUAGCUUACAUGUUACCGUUGGGGUUUGCUGGUGCCGCCAGUGUUCGGGUUGGGAAUGCCCUUGGUGCAGGAGAUGUAGAGCAGGCUAAGCUUUCCUCCAAAGUCCCCAUCAUCUGUACCUUUAUAUUUGCAUGUUUCAUUGGAGCUGGUCUCAGCAUCUCCAGAAAUGUUAUUGGAUACAUUUUUACAUCAGAAGAAGAAAUUUUGCAGAGAGUUGCCGACGUCAUGAUCAUAUUUUGUUUCAUGCAUGUGUUUGAUGCAGUUGCGGGUGUGACUGGAGGCGUUCUCAGAGGAGUAGGGAAGCAGCUGAUUGGUGCUCUGUGUAACCUGGUGGGAUAUUACUUCAUUGGGUUUCCUAUCGGUGUGUCCCUCAUGUUUGCGGCAAAAAUGGGCAUCAUAGGCCUAUGGACAGGACUUGUCAUCUGUGUGUUCAUGCAGUCCCUUUUCUUCGUCAUAUUAGUCUGCAAACUCGACUGGAAGAAGGCAGUUGAUGAGGCUCUUGUGAGAGCAGGUGUGCAGGUCAAAGAAGGAAAAGAGAUGACCAGGGUGGAAAAUAUAGAUUCGAAUCACAACCAGGCUGAGGGCAGUGCUACUGAAUCUACGUAUGAGAAUGCAGAGGGCGACAAGGACCCAGAGGGGCAUAUUCCAGACCAGAAUAAGUCUACUACCACUACAGUGGGAAAUGUUCUAUCCGUAACUCAGCUGGUUUUACGCCGUGGCUUCACAUUAUUCUUUAUGAUUGUUCUCCUGGUUGUUGGAGUGUUUGCCAGUGAAUUCCUCAUCAAGCUCCUGAAAUGAGUCUAAAUGUCAAAAACUGGCACAAUGGUUGGUUGUUUGUUUGGCGAGCUUCAACUUGAGAACAAUUUUAUGUUGAUGAAUCCCCAAGAACUGUUGAUCCUAUAAAGGAUCAGCCCUGAGUCUGCAGCUCAGUGCCUCAUCCAGCCAAAGAUCCAGACAUACUGAUUGUAAAUAACUUUAUAGCCUCUCUUACCCCAUUUACACAAUACAUUAACAGGGAUUUUUAUCCAUUUUGGGCAUUCUGAUACCAAGUGGUAAUUGUUUGCUUCAUGCUGACACACCUGAGUGCAUACUGGAAACAGUUUGAUAUACGAUAGCACAGAGAUUAAUUCAGGAGUGGUGUGGGAUGCUUUUAUCUGGACUGGAUUGGUUGUGUAAGGAGAGGUACUACACAUUAGAGACCCCCCUGUUAACUGUCAUGAUCUGCUGUAGUCAGGGAGUGAAAAUACGGCUUUGCGUCUAUAGCCUUGCUCAAAGUGAUGAGAAUUGUGGUUUUUCUAAGAGAUCGGGAUUAUUUUUUUCAACUCAGUAAGAAGAGACAGUCUUUUGUCUCUCCCAAACCACUUUUAAUUUGGGACCAUUUUGCCUUUUUUUUUUUACAGUGCCUAUGAAAAGUAUUCACCUCUCGGAUGUUUUACCAUUUUUUAUUGAUUUUAUAAAUUAAUUAUGUUAAAUUUAACAAAAAUAAUGAAAAAAAACUUUUAGUGUCCAAGCAAAAAAUGAUUUCUUCAAAAUAAUGUUAAUUAGAUAAAUAUGUAAUGUAAAAUAAGUGACUGCAUAAAUAUACAACCCCUUCAAAUGAUUGAUCUAUUUCAGCAGAGGUCCAGCCAACUGGUGCUAGUAAUCUCACAAUUAGUGAAACAGGGAUCACCUGAGAGCAGUAAAUGUGUUUCAAGUGGUUGUAGUAUAAAGAAACCUG
Molecule: messenger RNA, 2763 nt
Organism: Cheilinus undulatus (humphead wrasse)
Lineage: Eukaryota; Metazoa; Chordata; Actinopteri; Labriformes; Labridae
Product: multidrug and toxin extrusion protein 1-like
Exons: 16
Coding region: 84-1844 (586 amino acids)
Biological process (GO): xenobiotic detoxification by transmembrane export across the plasma membrane
Cellular component (GO): membrane
Molecular function (GO): xenobiotic transmembrane transporter activity; antiporter activity
Source: RefSeq, a predicted model, not a curated record